Aureobasidium melanogenum CBS 110374 is the source of this 222-nucleotide messenger RNA. RefSeq lists its product as uncharacterized. NCBI's taxonomy places the organism in Eukaryota, Fungi, Ascomycota, Dothideomycetes, Dothideales, Saccotheciaceae. Bases 1 to 222 code for a protein of 73 amino acids. The transcript is spliced from 2 exons. The record is from RefSeq and is a predicted model, not a curated record.
AUGACGUUCCUCAUCGCUCUCAUCAUCGACUACUUCUUCUUCAUGCUCUCUGGCCUCCUCAUGUUUUACUCGCUGGUCCACGUGCUGCACUUCAUCGGCUUCUUUCACCGUGACGAGAUUCCCUGGAACGACAUUUUCAAGAUCGGAUACAUUGUGCGCGACAUCUCAUUUUGCUUCUACAUCGUCAUCACUUUGGAAGCAUUGCUGCUUCAUAACCGUUGA